This is a messenger RNA of Tachysurus vachellii, 2601 nucleotides long. RefSeq names its product chemokine (C-C motif) receptor 6a (gene ccr6a). Gene Ontology annotation, biological process: immune response; G protein-coupled receptor signaling pathway. NCBI's taxonomy places the organism in Eukaryota, Metazoa, Chordata, Actinopteri, Siluriformes, Bagridae. The transcript has 2 exons. Gene Ontology annotation, molecular function: G protein-coupled receptor activity. The record is from RefSeq and is a predicted model, not a curated record. The coding region runs from base 185 to 1345 and encodes 386 amino acids. Gene Ontology annotation, cellular component: membrane.
GUGGUGCUGGAUAAGAGAUCAUAACAUCAGCCAAGACAUAACACGGCGAUGAUAUUUAAAAGACUUCCAGAUUGAAUCAAAGACUCCACCUCAUUCAGGUACGUGCACGCACACGUUGUCGAGCGUACAGUCUCGCACAUCAACAGCUGUGAAGCAGACUUGCAGCAAGUAUCAAAAGAUAAACAUGACUAUGGAAUAUGCAGAUGAAAGCAACUGGGAGAGUCCAUGUGAAAUGAAUAGAAAUUCAUUGAAUAAUAAUGUUAAGUACUAUCUCCAAUACUAUGUGCACUCACUUAUCUGCAUUGUGGGAUUUAUUGGCAAUGUCCUGGUGAUCCUUACAUAUGCUUUCUACAAGCGCACCAAGUCCAUGACGGAUGUUUACCUACUGAACGUGGCCGUAGCAGAUGUCCUGUUUGUGGUGGCUCUGCCUCUGCUCAUAUUCAGUGAGCAGAAUGACUGGGCUUUGGGUGAUUGGUCCUGCAAGCUGUUGCGUGGCAUCUACAGUAUCAACCUCUACAGUGGCAUCCUACUGCUGGCUUGCAUCAGUUUAGACCGCUACAUGGCCAUAGUACAAGCUCGCCGCUCUUUCAGGUUCCGCUCGAGCAUGCUGAUCUACAGUUACUUUAUCUGUGCAUUUGUCUGGAUUUUAGCCUUGAUUCUGACUUUGCCCACCCUCAUCUACUAUGAGCGCUACAAACCUACUGACUCAAUGCAAACCUUUGACAUGAACUUCACAAGUACUGAGGACUACAGCCAAUGGAUUACAACACAUGCACCUCUAUCAAGCCUGCACGUAGCGCAGCAUGUGUGCUUCUUCCGCUUCAACGACAACGACACUGCAAAGCUCUUCAAAGUGCUAGUGCCGAGUUCUCAGGUGGCUGUUGGGUUUUGCUUGCCAUUGCUGGUCAUGGGCUUCUGCUACUCCAGUGUGGUAUUUACACUCCUGGGUGCCAGAAACUUCCAAAGGCACAAGGCUGUGCGUGUGGUCCUGACGGUAGUGUUGGUCUUUAUCACCUGUCAUCUGCCCUACAAUGCGGCACUGUUGUAUGAUAUCAUUUACAUGUACUCCAAUUCAGAGUGCAUGGAUCAAAACACCACACACCUGCUGCUGAUCCUCACUGAAAGCCUGGCCUACCUGCACUGCUGCCUCAACCCACUUCUCUAUGCCUUCAUUGGAGUAAAAUUCAGGAACCAUUUCCGCAAGGUUGUGGAGGACCUCUGGUGCCUUGGGAAGAGCUACAUUGGUGCAAGACGUGCGUCUCGGAUGACCUCCGAGGCAUACUUAUCUUCCCGGAGGUCUGUGGACAGCACAGGGAAUGAAAAUGCCACCUCCUUCACCAUGUAAAAAAUUGGCUCUCCCUGGUUAACAGUUAAUGCUGAGGUGUCUCUGUGUGUGUCUCUGUGUGUCUGUGCCUCUGUGUGAGUGUGUCUGUGUCUGUGUGUGUGUGUCUCUGUGUUUGUGUGUGUGUGUCUCUCUCCUUGUGUGUUUGUCUCUGUGUGAGUGUGUCUGUGUGUGUGUCUCUAUGUCUGUGUGUGUGUGUGUGUCUCUAUGUUUGUGUGUGUGUGUGUGUCUCUAUGUUUGUGUGUGUGUGUGUGUGUGUGUGUGUGUCUCUGUGUGAGUGUGUCUGUGUGUGUGUCUCUCUCCUUGUGUGUUUAUCUCUGUGUCUCUGUGUGUCUGUGUGUGUGUGUCUGUUAAUAAAAGUUUAGUCAUUGCAGAAAGAACGUUUUAUAUUAUUCAUGUUUUGUUAUCCCUUUUUUGUACAAUGUGUUUUAAUAUAUAUUGAAGUCUAUUGUCACUUUAUUUCAUAAAUGAUAUGAGCUUCAACUAAAUAAAUAUGCCCCGCUAAUUUUAUUAGUAAUAUCUUCCUGCACCAGUGCAGUGUGCUGUGUGUUUGAUAUAGCUACUGCACGCACACACACACACACCUUUUACCUGUCUGGUUGCUGAAGGAUACGUCCAAGGUACCAGUAAAAGGUCAUUUCUGAGCAGAUGAUAUUUUAGGGUGUGAUACUGGGGUGAGUGCAUCAGGACCAACAGCUUGCUGAGCUUUGUGAACAAUAUGAAGCACAUCUGCAGCUACUGCUGGUGCACUGGACAUGGAUUUGAAAUUAUGUAUAUAAAUAUAGUGCGGGGAAAAUUUAAAGAAAAUGUUAGAGAUAUAAAUAAAGGUAGUUGUAGCAGUCUCUUGACAUGUUGGGAGUCUUUAGAACAUAAUCUUGUUUUUCUCUUGUUCUUGUUUUAAUCAAGUUUACAGCUUAACCCAAGGUUUUAUUAAAACUUAGUCUUUUUCCUCAAGGUUGCUAUCCUAUUGCAAACUAAUUCAAUAAACACCAAAAAGAAACUUUCUUUUUGCAGAGAUAAAUAUCACAUCACUAAUACUUUAGGUCUGCUUCAUGUGUUCACCUCACACGCUGUGACAAGAUCUCUCUGAACGAAUCAGAUGACUGUACGCUAUAAACCCCCUAAAACAUCACCAGAUAGAAGUCUACAGCAUAAGGCAGAUGGAAUUUUCUUUUUACUUCAUUUAGUUUUCAAGAUUAUGCCGUUAUUAAUGAUGUCCUGUUGCAAAUAAAAAAGAGCUUUUGCUGAUUCAUGCUGAA